Brachypodium distachyon (stiff brome) is the source of this 951-nucleotide messenger RNA. RefSeq names its product cationic amino acid transporter 8, vacuolar-like. Gene Ontology annotation, cellular component: plasma membrane. Lineage: Eukaryota; Viridiplantae; Streptophyta; Magnoliopsida; Poales; Poaceae. Gene Ontology annotation, molecular function: amino acid transmembrane transporter activity. Gene Ontology annotation, biological process: transmembrane transport; amino acid transport. The record is from RefSeq and is a predicted model, not a curated record. Bases 1 to 951 code for a protein of 316 amino acids. The transcript has 3 exons.
AUGCCGGUUCCUGUUCCAUCCACAUCAACCCACCGUGCGCGAUGGCAGCGCGGGGGGCGGCGGCGGUACUGGCGGUGGAGCAAGGCGGCUCCGGGACCGCUUGACCGCCCGGUCGUCCGAGGCCAUCGAGGCGGGGACUCUGCUCCCCGAGACGAGAACCCGCUGCGGCGCUGCCUCUCGUGGGUGGACCUCGGCUUCGGCUCCGUCGUCGGGUCCGGCGUCUUCGUGCUCACCGGCCAGGAGGCGCGCUUCGACGCCGGCCCGGCCAUCCCGCUCGCCUACGCCGCCGCGGGCUUCUCCGCGCUGCUGUCCUUCUUCUGCUACGCCGAGCUCGCGACCGAGAUCCCAUCUGCAGGGGGUUCCUUCUCCUACCUGCGGGUCGAGCUCGGCGACAUGGCGGCUUUCCUCGCCGCGGGGAACAUACUACUGGAGGCCGUCGUGGGAGCCGCCGGCCUAGCGACGCGCUCCGCAUCCACGUCCCGGUGCUCGCCGAGGGGUUUCAAUCUGCUGGACCCCAUCACCGUCGUCGUCCUCAUCUCCACCUCCGCGCUCGCCAUGUCCGGGGCGCGCCUCAUGUCCACCAUCAACUCGCUGGCGUCCGUCGUCGGCAUCGUCAUCAUCGCCUUCGUCAUGGGCGUGGGGUUUGCCCACUUCGACAAAGGCAACCUCGAGCCGUCCUUCUUCCCCUUCGGGGCCGCGGCGGUGGUGUACUGGUCCUACACGGGGUUCGACAUGGUGGCCACCAUGGCCGAGGAGACCAAGAACCCCGACCGGGACGUGCCGCUCGGCCUGCUCUCGUCCAUGGACUCGGGGGCUACUCCCGUCAUGAGCGCUGAUCGCUUUACGAACUCAAGAUCUGUUCAAGUCCGUGCGUGGCUCCAUGUAGUUAGCCACACACUCGGGGCUACUUCCAUCGGGAGCGCUGUCCGCGCACCUGAUGAAAAAUUCUAA